Cylicostephanus goldi is the source of this 1245-nucleotide messenger RNA. The record is from the annotation of a GenBank genome assembly. NCBI's taxonomy places the organism in Eukaryota, Metazoa, Nematoda, Chromadorea, Rhabditida, Strongylidae.
AAUUUUGUGGAAGAACGCGUGACAGUGGAGGAAGGCAAAGUGCUCGUGAGUGAAAUGAUAAGCGUAAAUGUGGGUGCGGAAGCGGAAGCAUGCGGUUGUAUGGAUGAGGUAUCGCGGAGGAGUGUAAGAACGUUGAUGAGCGGAAGUAGAGGUGAUUUUUCAUUUGAUGGUGCCGAGAAGGACAUUAUCUUGGGUGACUUGGAAAAGGAUGGAAGUGUCUUUCCUGUCUUUGAUAAUCUAUCUCUUCCCUCGAUUGAAUCUACCAUUCCUGUUAUAGACGCUUCGACAUCCAUGCGAGCCUCAGAUGGGAGUUCAAGCAGCUUGUUGGAGAAUCAAGUUGGAACUGUUGUUGCAUUGUUACAAACGGAGGACCACGUUAUUAGUCAUGCUAGGCAGAUUCGAGAAAUAUCGACAUUAGCAGGUCGCUUUGACGAUACCACAUAUUACCAGCAGCCUGCGAUAGGAUAUGCCGAAAAAGAGGAUGAAUAUGUCCAGCAUCCGAGCGAUGGGACUCUAAUCGGAACAGAAUCGUUUUCCACAGAACCUGGUGUUGUCACAGAUUCGACAGCACUCGUCGAAGAGGAAAACUUGCAACCGGGGCAGACUGAAGAGACGAUGUAUGAAGAAGCAGUAGGAUUACAAGCACGUGACAUUGCGUUUUCCGCUGAAGAUGAGAACGAAAUGGCCACUACUUCUCGCGCAGAACCUACUUUUGAGGAAAGCCCUACUGAACAAUAUGCAGAGAUUGAGGUAGACACAUCAAGCCAAGCGAACAACUUCAUGCAGCUUACAGAAGAAGAACUAGCACAUAUAGCUCAUAUGUUGAAAAUUGCAGAAGAGACCUCUUUUGGAAUGCCGGCUUUGAGAAUGCCUUUCACAUCGAACCGUAGCGAAAUAGUCAAAAUCACUCGAUUUGGUGUAAGCACUCCAUUGCAAGGCACAAGAAUCUCGGAAGAAAGUUUGGAUGAAACAUCGGAGCUCGUUCAAAAACAAUCUUUUGAUCACUCCACUGAAAAUGAUAUCUACCACACUGAUGCACAAGAUAAGAUCACAGCUAUCAUUGAAGAACUUACAACCGAUGAGCUCAUCCGAGAUGCAUUGGAUCACACUCCAUAUGUUCAGGAUAUCGUAGAAAUACCCUUAGAAUCAUGUGUCGACACAUCCACUACACAUGCCGCGGAUGUUACUGCACCAACAGUAGCAUCCGAAACCGGAGCUCCGAAGGUCCACGAAUAUCAGGACAUG